AUGCAGUGGAAGUCACUCGUUUUUACUCUCGCCACUGCCGGAUCGGCUCUGGCCCGUUCUCACGGUUCCCACAAGCACCGACACGGCGCCCGUCAUGAGGCUGCCCAGGAAGUCGGCGGGUUCUACGACUCAGAGCCCGUCUACGUGACGGAGACCGCGUGGGAGUGCUGCACCACCAGCACUCUGUCCUCCAUUACUGCUACCGCGCCUGCGACAUUCGUCGAGAUCCCUGAGAUCCCUACCGAAACCCCGUCGUCCACGGAGAUUCCUACCUCUACUCAGACCCCGGUCGUCGAGACCAGCAGCAGCACCAGCACCCCGGUUCCCACCGAGACCGAAGCGCCGGCUACCUCGACCGAGACCCCUGCGCCGGAGCCCGAGACCACAUCCAGCUCUGCCGCUCCCACCUCCACCGAAGCUCCCACUGGCACCUCCGUCGACCACUCCGCCUGGACUAACUUCCCCUCCAGCGGCGAGUUCUCGUACAAGGGCUUCGGCGGGCGCACCUCGCAGUCCAUCACCGGCAACAAGUUCACCUACUCUGGCAAUGUCGGCACUCCCUGGGGUAGCAACAUCCAGGAAGUCAGCGCUGAGGAGGCGGCGCAAUACAAGUACGUCGUGCAGUUCCACGGCUCCAAGACCGACAAGUGGACCGUCAUCGUCUGGAACAAGAUCGGCCCGGACAUGAAGAUGACCGGCUGGUACGGCAACUCCGCCGUCUCCUUCUCCCUUGAGCCCGAAGAAAUCCGCUACGUCGCCUUCGACGAAAACUCCCAAGGCUCCUGGGGCGCCGCCAAGGGCGACUCCCUCCCCACCGACGAAUUCGGCGGCUACUCCUGCACCUGGGGUGAGUUCGACCUCGGCAGCGAGGUCAACGGCGGCUGGUCCGGCUGGGAUGUCUCGGCGAUCCAGGCCGAGGCCGCCGGCCAGCACAUCCAGGGCAUGAAGAUGUGCGCGCACGACGACACCAACUGCUCGAUCAUCACGACCGGCGCGAAGAAGGUCCAGGACGCGUACAUGGAGAAGGACAAGUGGGCGGAUGGCAUUGGCGGCAAGGUCGUGCCUGGCCCCGUCCGGAUCGUUACCCACCUUGACUACGACGAGUAA
Messenger RNA from Aspergillus mulundensis, 1107 nucleotides. RefSeq lists its product as uncharacterized. NCBI's taxonomy places the organism in Eukaryota, Fungi, Ascomycota, Eurotiomycetes, Eurotiales, Aspergillaceae. The transcript has a single exon. Gene Ontology annotation, cellular component: extracellular region. The record is from RefSeq and is a predicted model, not a curated record. Gene Ontology annotation, molecular function: IgE binding. Bases 1 to 1107 code for a protein of 368 amino acids.